Messenger RNA from Fulmarus glacialis (Northern fulmar), 1101 nucleotides. It is a transcript of the gene FLVCR2, whose product is annotated as feline leukemia virus subgroup C cellular receptor family, member 2. Gene Ontology annotation, molecular function: heme binding; heme transmembrane transporter activity. The transcript has 11 exons. The record is from RefSeq and is a predicted model, not a curated record. The annotation marks the transcript as partial. Gene Ontology annotation, biological process: transmembrane transport; heme export. Gene Ontology annotation, cellular component: membrane. Lineage: Eukaryota; Metazoa; Chordata; Aves; Procellariiformes; Procellariidae.
AGCCUGAAGCCGCACCUCUUCCCCAUCACCGUCCUGGGGCAGGUCAUCUGCUCCCUGGCCCAGGUCUUCAUCCUGGGCAUGCCCUCGCGCAUCGCCUCUGUCUGGUUCGGCUCCGGCGAGGUCUCCACCGCCUGCUCCAUCGCUGUCUUUGGGAACCAGCUCGGCAUCGCUGUAGGCUUUCUGGUCCCUCCAGUUCUGGUUCCCAAUGUGGAGGAUGUGGAGAAGCUGGCCUACCACAUCAGCAUCAUGUUCUUCAUGACUGCAGGCGUGGCAACAGCCCUAUUCAUCCUGGUUGUCAUAGUCUUCAAGGAGAAGCCCCCGCACCCUCCGAGCCGAGCUCAGGCCUUGAUCCAGUCAAGACCGACAGAGGAGUAUUCCUACGUGCAAUCAAUCCUCCGCUUGCUCCGCAAUGCCAACUUUUUGCUGCUUAUGGUCACUUAUGGUAAGGUCUGGCCUUUCUUCUGCGCAGUUAUCACUUUGUUGAAAUCUCUUCUCCCUUCUCACUUUGAAGGGGAGGAGGUGAAUGCUGGCAGGAUUGGACUCACCAUUAUACUGUCGGGGAUGGCCGGGGCUCUGAUCUCCGGCAUCUGGUUGGACAGAACCAAAACCUACAAACAGACAACACUAGUCGUCUAUAUCAUGUCUCUGGUGGGAAUGAUAGCCUACACCUUCACUUUGAGCCUAGGCCACCUCUGGGUGGUUUUUGUGACUGCGGGCAUGCUGGGGUUUUUCAUGACAGGAUACCUUCCACUGGGCUUUGAGUUUGCUGCAGAGUUGACAUACCCAGAAUCAGAAGGAACAUCGUCAGGGCUCCUUAAUGUCGCAGCACAGAUUUUUGGUAUUGCCUUCACCAUUGGCCAAGGGCAAAUCAUGGAUCGCUUUGGGACGAAGGCAGGAAACCUCUUUCUUUGUUCCUUCCUGCUUCUGGGGACCAUUAUGACAGCAUUCAUUAAGGCUGAUCUCCGAAGACAGCAGGCCAAUUUGGAUAAUGAACAGACAAGACUCCAAGGCAGCAAUCAGAUCAUGGAUUACGGGACUGUAGCUUGUAACCCUAACCCCAUCAAUUCCCAUUCCGGCUCACUAGCUCAUACACAAAGGUAG